AUGAAAUUAAGUAUGAAACAUAUACCGCCAACAGGUGUAAUUCUGGAAGCACCUUUUAAUAAUGUCAUCGAUGUUAUCACACAAUCAUCAGAAUUAUCAGCAUGGCGUUGGACACCUUGGUUUAAUGUAUUCGUUAAACAAUCCAUACCACGUGCUGGCCUUUAUUUUUAUUCUGAUAGAAAUAUUAAAUU
Messenger RNA from Loa loa (African eye worm), 191 nucleotides. RefSeq lists its product as hypothetical. The record is from RefSeq and is a predicted model, not a curated record. The transcript has a single exon. The annotation marks the transcript as partial. NCBI's taxonomy places the organism in Eukaryota, Metazoa, Nematoda, Chromadorea, Rhabditida, Onchocercidae.